Ostrea edulis (European flat oyster) is the source of this 3531-nucleotide messenger RNA. Its product is annotated as putative amine oxidase [copper-containing]. The coding region runs from base 1 to 2337 and encodes 778 amino acids. Gene Ontology annotation, biological process: amine metabolic process. Gene Ontology annotation, molecular function: quinone binding; primary methylamine oxidase activity; copper ion binding. NCBI's taxonomy places the organism in Eukaryota, Metazoa, Mollusca, Bivalvia, Ostreida, Ostreidae. The record is from RefSeq and is a predicted model, not a curated record. The transcript has 2 exons. Gene Ontology annotation, cellular component: plasma membrane.
AUGGGCGACGAAUACCGAGACUCCGCUCGGCAAUGGAGGGUGUACUCUCUUGUGUUACUGAUCUUCCUGACUGCUGUCAUCGUUGGGUUCGCUGUGUUGAUCGUGUAUUAUGAAAUUAUCCGUGUACCGGAAGGCGCCGGACGUUGUCGUCGAAUAAAGCUUAAGGAACAACUUCUACAAGGCGAUCCGGGUCGAGCGCUUUUUCAAGAUCUGACAGAAAGCGAGCUAUCCGCCCUGGAAAAAUAUUUGUAUUCCAACAAAGCGUUUAACCUGAAAACUACCAAAAAAUUCGCACCGAAUUCGAGUUAUUUGUAUAACGUGGAGCUGUUACUACCUAAUAAAUCAUCAGCGUUACUUUACCUGGACCCCGUUAACGAGUCGCCAAGAGAAGCCCGUGUCGUGUUGUUCCGCGGCGACUUGACUCCUGCGGUGGUGGAGGAAUAUGCCGUGGGUCCGCUGAACAGUUUAGAAUAUCAUAGACUUCUAAAGUCAGUGCCUUACAUUUACAGACCGGUAUCGACCAUUGAGACCCGCGCGGUCCGGAAACUGCUGAGACGAGUUGACGUCACACUUAAGUAUGUUUUAGAGGAGAGUUUUGAGGCUAGCUUCUUUGAUUGUGAUCCACAAUGUCUGAUUAUGGAUUACUACACCCCUGUGUCUUCCGCUGUGUCCGGGAAAAACGUGCGCUUGAUGUGGUACUGGACGCAUUACAAGGUCCAACAACCCAUGCUCAACCCUGUUGACUUUUUCAUCUUGUUCAAUUUUGACGGACCAGACCCUACACGGUACCACGUAGAACGGCUGUGGUAUUCAGGACAGGAGUAUAACUCUCCCGAGGAUAUUCUUGAAGCAUACAUAUCAGGAAAUUUGGUAAAAUCCUCGAUCCCAUUCCCGGUGGAUCCACACAAUUCAGUCUCUAACGAUGAAGCAAUACCAACAUUGAGACGUAGUCCAAAAGUGGUGGAACCAGAUGGACAGAGAUACUCAGUGAAUCAGGGAAGGAUUCAGUAUAUGGAGUGGGACUUCCACUUUCGGAUGUCGACGUCCAUCGGACCACAACUGCUGGAUAUCAGACAUAGGAACAAACGAAUUCUGUACGAGCUUAGUCUUCAAGAAAUAGCAGCGUUUUCAUCCGGGUAUCACCCAUGGUUACGUUACUCGAACAUGGUUUACAGUAGUUUAUUUGGGAGGUAUGUUAGGCCACUGAUACCCGCUGUGGACUGUCCCCAACACGCCACUUUUAUCCCAAUCAAAAUGUCCCGAGAGGGCGUGGUGUCUACAGUUACUAUUCCUAGCGCCUUCUGUGUGUUCGAACAGGAUUCUGGUUCCCCACUUCGUGUACAUACCUCAAAUAAUUUUUACUCAGGAUUAUCUGAUAUUUCAUUAACACUGAGAUCUAUCAUAUCUAUACUUGGUAACGAGUUCAUCAUUGAUUUUGUUUUUCGUUUAAACGGAGUGUUACAGACCAGAGCUACAAUUGCAGGUUUUCCAAUGGGAACAUUCUAUGCGCGUCAGGAAUCGCGUUAUGGAUUUCGAUUACGAGAAAAUUUCAUAGCACCAGUGCGACAGUUUUCAUUUCAUUUCAAGGUAGAUUUAGACAUACAUGGCACUAGAAAUCGUUUCCAAACUCUCGAUAUACAAACUCAGGAUGUAAACACGGGUGACUGGUCUGUAAAUGGAGACACAGUUUUUCAACAGUUAAAAAUACGGACUGAUCUCAAAAUGACUGAACAAGAAGGAGCAAUUAAAAACAUUUCAGGAAAAUACUUUUUAUUCCAUAAUGACAAAAUUAAAACUAAAUACAACGACCCUCGUGCUUAUCGAUUACAACUGAUAGGGGACGCACCUGGCCAAUUAUUGUCCCCGGGAACCGGAAAUGAAGCAGCGGUUUCUUGGGCUCGUUAUUGUUUGGCGGUAACAAAGUGUAAACAUACGGAAACUAGCAGUAGUUCUAUUUACUCCAUGUGGGAUUCACAGGAACCAGUGGUCAACUUUCAAAAUUCUAUUGAUGAUAAUGAAAACAUUAUUGAUGAAGAUGUGGUUGCCUGGGUGACACUGAAGACCUACAUGCUUCCAUCGAUGGAAUCACUUCCAGUUUUCCAGACCACAGGAAAUGUGCAGUCUUUUAUUCUGUCACCUUUUAAUUAUUACAAAGAAGAUCCUUCCGGUACAUCGAGAGAUGCAUUGGAUAUAGAAAAUGAUCCAGGUCCAACGACGCACCUUUUAAAACAGAAUUCAACAGAGUAUAUCAAUAUCAGAAACCAUGGUAUUACAAAAUCGUUUAAGUGUUCUACCGAAUACCAUGUUACAGAUGAAAAUAUGCUGACUGAAAAUUAACUACAUUUUUGAAAAUGAUGAGAAACAUUGAAUUCUGACGGUAGCCAUUGUUUAUUUUCUUUUUUGCAUCCAUUUAUACAAAAGUAACUGCAUCUUCUUGUACAAUUGUCACAACUAGCAACAGAAAAUUGUUUGUGUGCACGUAGUUACAGCGUAUUUGUAAAUAACCAAACUCGAUUGAAAAGGUUUUUCAAAGGCAUAAUCAAUGUAUUUUUGUUGUUAGGCGUAAUCAAUGUAUUUUUGGUGUUUAUUUUUCAGAACGGAAGUGUUGUUUAUUUUCAGAUUGAUCAGAUUUACAAUACACUCGUCAAAACUUCCAAUUGGCUCAGAAAUUUUCAAUACGCUUGGUCAAAAUUUUAAUUGCCUCAGAACUUAUGUAAGAAAAAACGCUUUUGGGGCUUUUAUAGAUUUCAAACAAGUCUCUGACUUGUAUUGUAAAAUGGUAUGUGAAGUAAACUUUCAAAGUGCAGCAUCAGUACGUGACAAGUGUUUGAAGUACUGGUAUAUUAAAGAUUACUUUUUCUUUUGUAAUAUCGGAGUCCGCCAGGGAGAAAAUUUAUCUCCAUUUUCAUUUUCUCUGUACAUGUUAAUGAUUUUGAAAAUUUUCUUGCUGAUAAUAUAGUUGAUUUACAAAGCUUUACUACAGCAAUAGAAAAUGAAUUGUGCACGUAUUUGAAACUUUUAAUACUUUUGAAUGCUGAUAAUACUGUAUAGUUUUAGCAGAAACUAUCGAUGAUCAGCAGAAUGCUUUGAAUGUGUAUCACGAUUGUACGAAGUGGAAACUGAAAGUUGAUGGCAAAAUUAAAAUAUUGAUCCCCCCAGCGUUCUAUGUAUAUAAGAACGGUUUUUAUUGCAAUAAUAUGAGCUUAGAAAAUGUUAAAGAGUUUAAAGAUAUUGGUAUUAUUUUUUCCCCUAGAUCAGGAUCCUUUUCAGCUCACCUAAGGCAAAGGCUCAGAUGAGCUUUUCUGAUCGAAAUUUGUCCAGCGUCUGUUGUCGUUAACUUUUCACAUUUUCAUCUUCUUUUCCAGAACGAUUUAGCCAAUUUCAUUCAAACGUGGUACGUAUCAUCCCUGAGUAGGGGAGAUUCAAGUUUAUUUAAGGUAAUUCCACUCCUCUAGAAUUAUAGGUUCAAUCUUAUAUUUGAGUGUUGAUUCUUCAAAUAAUAUGUCUUAGUAACAAAUAAAAAUGAUAAAA